GCCCCAAGCCGCCCGUAGCCCCGCGGGAGGAUGUCGGAGGAUCACGAGAUGGACAAGAUGAUCAAGGAAACCUCCAUUUUAGAGGAGUACAACAUUAAUUGGACUCAGAAGCUGGGAGCUGGGAUCAGUGGUCCUGUUAGAGUCUGCGUGAAAAAAUCCUCUCAAGAACGCUUUGCACUGAAAAUUCUUCUUGAUCGUCCAAAAGCUAGAAAUGAGGUACGUCUGCACAUGAUGUGUGCAACACAUCCAAAUAUUGUUCAAAUUAUUGAAGUUUAUGCUAACAGUGUGCAGUUCCCACAUGAAUCCAGCCCAAGGGCUCGGCUCCUAAUUGUAAUGGAGAUGAUGGAAGGGGGAGAGCUAUUUCACAGAAUCAGCCAGCACCGGCACUUUACUGAGAAGCAAGCAAGCCAAGUAACAAAGCAGAUAGCUUUGGCUUUGCAGCAUUGCCACUCACUAAACAUUGCACAUAGAGACCUCAAGCCUGAGAAUCUCCUCUUCAAGGAUAACUCUCUGGAUGCACCUGUUAAAUUGUGUGACUUUGGAUUUGCCAAAGUAGACCAAGGUGACUUGAUGACACCACAGUUCACUCCAUAUUACGUAGCACCUCAGGUAUUGGAGGCACAAAGACGGCAUCAGAAAGAAAAAUCUGGUAUUAUCCCCACCUCUCCAACACCUUACACUUAUAACAAGAGCUGUGACUUGUGGUCCCUGGGUGUCAUUAUUUACGUGAUGCUGUGUGGAUACCCUCCGUUUUACUCCAAACACCACAGUCGGACAAUUCCAAAGGACAUGCGGAAAAAGAUCAUGACAGGAAGUUUUGAAUUUCCAGAGGAAGAGUGGAGCCAGAUCUCAGAAAUGGCGAAAGACAUUGUGCGAAAGCUGCUGAAGGUCAAACCUGAGGAACGGCUGACCAUUGAAGGUGUGCUGGACCAUCCCUGGCUCAACUCCACCGAAGCACUUGAUAACAUCCUACCCUCUGCCCAGCUGAUGAUGGACAAGGCAAUGGUUGCAGGGAUACAACAGGCUCAUGCAGAACAGCUUGCGAACAUGAGAAUCCAAGACCUCAAAGUCAGUCUCAAACCCCUUCACUCCGUCAACAACCCAAUCCUGCGCAAAAGGAAAUUACUGGGGACUAAGCCAAAGGAUGGUGUCUAUAUCCAUGACCCUGAGAAUGGAAGUAACGAUUCCAACGUGGCUCUGGAAAAGCUCAGAGAUGUGAUUGCUCAGUGCAUUCUACCACAGGCUGGUAAAGGAGAGAAUGAAGAUGAGAAGCUGAAUGAAGUGAUGCAGGAGGCGUGGAAGUAUAAUCGAGAGUGUAAGUUGCUGCGAGACACUCUUCAGAGCUUCAGCUGGAAUGCCUGGGAGGCAGUGAACAUGGCCUCAAGCCAGACACAGCCAAGGUGUGCCCCAAUGGGUAGAGGUGUUCUUCUCCUCGGACUGGGCUUCUCCUUCCUGCUCCAAGGGCUCCUGCUGCCCUGCACAGACUGCAGUCCCCAGCCCUCUUGGGGCUACACAGCCUACGAGAUAGUCAUUCCAAGGAAACUUGGCCCCAAGAUAGGGAAAGCCAGCCAGGACCAAGUGUCCUAUGUCAUCAGCAUUCAGGGGGUUAAUUACACGAUUCACCUCAGGCAGAAAGACUUUGUAAUAAAAAAAUUCCCCGUAUUCACUCGUGACUCCCGAGGGGAAAUUGUGGCUGAACAGCCCCAUGUGCCAGCAGAUUGCUAUUACCACGGCUAUGUGGAAGGCAUCCUGGACUCUGCAGUGACUCUGACUACCUGCUCUGGGCUCAGAGGACUGCUACAGAUUGGAAACUCCAGCUACAGCAUCGAGCCCCUGGCAGCUUCCACCACGGCUGAGCAUCUUCUGUUGCAGAGGGAGAAAGCGGUUCCUGGAACGGUGAUGUACAAAAUUCCCAACGAAGGUGGACAAUUUCCAGGUCCCAGUACAGCAACAGGGCGGUUCCAGCUCCAGAGGCAUACGCGGUAUUUGGAGCUCCUUGUUGUGGUGGACAAGGAAGGUUUUGAUGCCUUUGGCAGAAGUAUAACUAAUGUGACACUGGAAGUUAUUGAAAUAAUCAAUCUGGUGGAUGGACUGUUUUACUCUUUCCGCCUUCGUGUCUUGAUAACUGCAUUAGAGGUUUGGGUGGAGAAGAACCCAAUCAGUGUUACCAAAAACAUAACACAGGUCCUUCACCAUUUUAAUCUUUGGCAGAAGCAGCAAAGGCUUACAUAUGCCAUGCAUGACGUGGGCUGUCUAUUUGCCUCUAUGGACUUUGAUCAUGGUACGAGAGCAUUGCACAUGGGUGGCAAAUCCAACUUUGCCAGUGCAUGUGAUAGAGAACGUGCCUCUGCUGUUGUAUCAUUUGCAAAACGGCCUUACAUGGACACUGCUGUCCAUGUUGCUCGUGUGUUAGGGUAUGUCCUUGGCAUGGAGCAAGAUGACAGAUACUGCAGAUGUGGAAACACCUCUAAAUGCAUCAUGAGUGCACAAGGCACAGUGAACUAUCAAUUCAGCAACUGCAGCAAAAAGCACUAUUUUGAUUUUAUAGUAUCAGGGCAAGGAUUCUGCCUUAAUAAUGCCCCGGAAUUGGUAAUGACAUUUGCACUGCAGCGCUGUGGGAAUGGUGUCCUGGAGGUUGGGGAGGAGUGUGACUGUGGCUCAGAAACGCAGUGUAAAUUGGAUCGUUGUUGUGACAAUACCUGUCAAAAAAAAAAGGGAGCCAUUUGCACUUCUGGAGACUGCUGCAAGAAUUGCAGACCUCUUCCUGAAGGACAACUGUGUAGGGAGAGUUCUGAUCUGUGUGAUUUGCCUGAGUAUUGCAACGGGACAUCUGAGCACUGCCCAGCAGAUGUGGCCAAGCAAGAUGGGACUGUGUGCACUGAGGAUGGGUACUGUUAUUCAGGCAAAUGCCAAUCUCACACGUUACAGUGUAUGAGUAUCUUUGGCAAGGAAGCAAAGUCUGCUCCACUACCAUGUUUCCAGGAGGUGAACAUGAAAGGCGAUCGGUUUGGCAAUUGCUGGGGAGAUGGGGCAGAUGUCAACUUUCAGAAAUGUAAGCUAGAAAACGUCCUGUGUGGGAGGGUGCAGUGUACAAACGUUAGACGUCUACCUCAGCUGGAAGAUCACACAACCAUCAUUCAAACCCCGGUGGGUGGUACUUGGUGUUGGGGUACAGACUACCACUUAGGUGUGGACAUCCUGGAUGCUGGAGUCAUUAAGGACGGCAUGCGGUGCGGUGAGACGAAGAUCUGCAUUAAUCGGACGUGUGUCCCUGAGGAGAAGUAUUUGACAUCCCGCUGUUCUGCCAAGAGAACAUGCAGAGGAAAAGGUGUCUGCAACACUAGAGGUAACUGCCACUGUGACAAUGGCUGGGCACCUCCCUACUGCCAGUUUAUUGGCUUUGGAGGCAGUGUUGACAGUGGGCCUGCGCCGGUCACUAAAAAGGGGCUUUUUAGGUUCCUCAUCGGGAUGACUGUAAUAACUGUUGCUGUUCUGGCGCUCGCAGCACUUGUCAUUGUGCAUGUGAGAAUGCUCAGAGUUACCCAAGUAUUAAACAGAAUUGUUGGAUGCUUUUGGGCUAGGGAACAGGCUCCUGAGGAGGAUGUGAAGGACCAGGUGGAAGAAGACGGCUCAAAAUCAGCUGAGAGUCAAAAAUCCCCUGUGUAGGACUUCAUGUGGCAGCAGUGGAAAGCUGGACUCAGUCAGUUGCUAGAUUCAGACUCCAGCUGUGGUGGACUCAUUUAAAACUGAUCUAGAUGCAAGUGUAGAGUUAGGAGACCUAGUUUUUAUUCUGUAGAAUAGCAAAAUGAAGUUGUUUUGCUUGACUUCACGCCAUAGGAGAAAAAAAAGUUAUUGACAAAAAUGAUAGGGGCACUCAGGUUAGUUUAAAAUCUGCCUGCUGGUUUACACUGAUAGACACAGGCUGAGCAAAGAGGAUCCUGGGGUGGCUGAGGCAGAGCCUGUGCAAGGCAAGAGCAACAGUUGUGUCUCAGCCCAGAGCAUGGGGGUCUGCAGCAGCAAGUCCACCUCUCCACCAAACAUGCAGUUCCCAAAGGACACCUGCUCUUCCCUCUGCGCAAAGAAACUCCACUACGGCUCAUAGGAAGGGGUUCAAACUGUCCACACCACUGUAUAGGACUCUUGUCUCCACACCCUAUAGCCGCCUCCUCCGGAGCUGGGGUCCCAGGCAGAGUGCCCACCUUCAAGCCCAUCCCGGGCAUACCUGAGCACCUCCUCUGCAGCACUGCAGCCCAGGAACAAACACGAGCUGCUGAAAACAUCAGGUGAAGUUAAGCGGGAGACAAGAGGAGGGAAGAAAGGGCUCUGAGUCUUGACUACAGGAGAAGAAGAUGUGAAAUAUAUCUGAAAGGAAAUAGGGAAAGAAGAGGGAAAAAAAAUCAUUACUGCUCACGUCGGUGGCCUCUGUGCAAAGUACAAAGCUGGCAGGAUCAUUUGGACAGGAGCUUGCAGGAAGGCUUUGAGCAGCUAAAGAAACUGUCAGCAGCAUCCAAUCCCUGCCAGGCUGAGCUGACAAAAAAGCCAGGCUGCUGCAGAGGUGUCUACACAAGCUGGAAGCAGUGGGUGCAGGAGCAGCACGGAAGCAGAACAAGGAUAGUGCCAAAAAAAAAAAAAAAGAAAAAAACCCCAAACAUUUCAGCACUUCCCAAAGAAGCAGAUAAAUGCUGGGGAGGAGCACUUCAUCCUAGAAAAGGGCAUUUACCCCACUGGAAUGGGCUAUUGCUCCCCUCCAGGCAGAGCUGGUUAAUGAUAAAUUCAGAGCUGCAGAUAUUGCUACCUGCAGGUGCUCAUGUGCAGCUGGUGGUUAGCAUAGAAUUGUAUGAAAUGUGUUUUUCUGUGUAUAAAAAGCUGUGCCUGACAUCUGACAGGCACAAGUCAGGUGUGGGGGGGUAACCACUGAUCGAUGCCCUGCAGGUGGUGUUUACAGUAAGGGUCUCCAAAGAAAAUAUUAGAACAUUGGAAGUACAGGCAUAUGAUUUAUAAAUAACUAAAUAUGCAUAUAUUGGGGGUGCUCACUCAGAAUAUUUUUACUGAUAGAGGUGUGUGAUUAAGAAAAAUAUCUGGAGCCCACUAGUUUACAGACUGGCAAAGGAGAUGAGGCAGUAGCCAAGGGGCAUCAACAUUUGUUAAUUUGCUGUGAGGAGUGUUAUUGUGGUUAAUUCUCAAAUUCACGAUCCACAGGCAAUCUUUGGGCCUGGACCCCGCCUUGGGAAGGAGGAGAGGGUGGUGAGGACACAUGGCUCCCCAGAUCUCACCGAGCGGCAGGGGAGCG
Messenger RNA from Haliaeetus leucocephalus (bald eagle), 5290 nucleotides. RefSeq names its product mitogen-activated protein kinase-activated protein kinase 5 (gene MAPKAPK5). The coding region runs from base 31 to 3666 and encodes 1211 amino acids. The transcript is spliced from 14 exons. Lineage: Eukaryota; Metazoa; Chordata; Aves; Accipitriformes; Accipitridae. The record is from RefSeq and is a predicted model, not a curated record. Gene Ontology annotation, molecular function: mitogen-activated protein kinase binding; calcium/calmodulin-dependent protein kinase activity; calmodulin binding. Gene Ontology annotation, biological process: negative regulation of TOR signaling; protein autophosphorylation; peptidyl-serine phosphorylation. Gene Ontology annotation, cellular component: sperm head plasma membrane; cytoplasm; nucleus.